AGAGAGAGAGAGAGAGAGAGAGAGGCGGAGUUGGAGGUUCUCUGUCAUCUUUGCUUUUCGUGGAGAGAGACCUUUCUGAAACCUCACUGGUUUGUUUGCUUUUCGUGGGUGAAGAAACGGGGAUAGAGAGAGAAUGUGAAAUCCCAUUGAUUCACUUUCUCGUGAUGUAGAGAGAAAGAGAGAGAGAGAAGAGAAGCCCUGAUUCUCUCUCUAGGACCUCGCGUACUUCCUUUCCAUGUUGGUGAAAGUGUCCUUUCUUUCUCAUCCCCUUUCCUGCAAUUCGUAGUAAAUCCCCCAAAUAAUCACCCGUGAUCCCUAAACCCCAUGCCCCUUUAGAGCCCUCCCCAUCUCUCUCUCUCUCUCUCUCUCACUGUCUGUUUACCACUUUCGUGCCCUCUACACUCCAGAAAUCGAUGAUUUUCCUGCGAAUCUCUCCAAAUUGCGGCCGAUGAGGUCGCCGGAGUUUAUGAGAAACGGGGAGGGGACCAUGAGCCCUAACCCUAGAAACAGAGGCUUCCCUACUAACUUUCAGUCGACGGUUUCCGUUCAAAAAUUAAGGAGGUUUAAUUCGCUGAUUCUGAUAUUCCGUUUAGUGACGUUUUGCUUCUCUCUCGCUUCAACCGUUUUCAUGGCGAUGAACAGUCACAUCCCCAACGGAGACGCUGCCGGAGAAUGGGUUAGCUGGACGAAUUAUGACGCUUUCAGGUAUGUGGUGGCCGGAAAUGCGAUAAUUUGCCUAUAUUCAUUGGUUCAAAUGGGGGCCACCAUUUGGGAGAUCCUUAAAGGAACCACCAUACUACCGGAGACCAUUCAAGUCUGGUUCGACUUCAGUCAUGAUCAGGCAUUUGCAUACCUACUCUUCUGUGCAAAUUCUGCUGGUACUGUCAUGGCACAAGCUCUUAGAUCAGGAAGUGCAUGGGUUGGCCAAGAACACUCGUGCAAUGAAGUUAACGCCUUUUGUAUACAAUCUGCUGUCUCCAUAUCUCUUGGUUUUGGAGGAGCCGUCUUCUUGGCUGCAUCUACACUCUUGUCUGGCUUCAAAGUUGCUUGUUGGAUCAUCAAUGGCUCGCGCUUUCAUCUCUAAUUAUACAAUGUGAUUGUUGCUGUAGAAAUAAGUCGGCUUUUUAUUCCUAUUCUUUGAUCAUUUGUUGGUUUGGAUGGCUAAGAUUGACAUGACAUUCUAAUAGUUGUUUGCAUGUUUCCCACUUGGGUUUUAUAAAUUUUGUAUAAAUGAAUGGGUCUUGAUUUUACUAUUUGGUGCGGUUGGA
Amborella trichopoda is the source of this 1268-nucleotide messenger RNA. RefSeq names its product CASP-like protein 4C1. Lineage: Eukaryota; Viridiplantae; Streptophyta; Magnoliopsida; Amborellales; Amborellaceae. The record is from RefSeq and is a predicted model, not a curated record.